AUGAACAAUAUAAUUACUUUAGAAAGAAAUAAACCUCUUAAAUAUCCUUCAAAUGAUGUUUCAAUGAAUUGGCCCUCAUUUUAGUCUUGUAAUGUCAGUCAAUAUCGAUUGCAUUUAGCAACAGAUAGAGUAUUUUAACAUUCUAUAGGAAAAUACAGUGAUACUGAGAGUGAAAGGAAUGAAAUUCCAUAAAACCUUGUCAAAUUAUCUGAAUUUCAAUAACAUUCUUAGCAAAAUGAUAGAAACUAAUAGCUCUUAAAAAAUGAAAAUUUUUGGAUAGCAAAAUUUAUUGUUUCUGAUUUAACAAAAUCAUUUUUACUAAUCCUAUCAUUUAUUUUACCAAUUCUUUAUAUUGAAGAGUAUAAGUAAGAUGAUAUUUAAUAAUAAAGAUUUAAAUCAACACAAUUAAAAAUAACAAUUACUAUUUUGAUGUUAUCUUUAGAAAUGGUCUCAAUAUUUAUAAAAUUGUAUUCUUAGAUUUUAAAACAUCAGGUGAUGCAACUAACUGUUGUAUAGAUUAUGAAUCUGAUAGUAUACACAAUCUGCUCUAUCUUGGAAGACUAAUUAUCAUAUGGAAUCUUGUCAAUCUACUUGUUUGUUGGAAAUUUUUAAACACUUGGAAAAUUGUGUAAAUUACUUACAUUCUUAAAUUAUGAGUAUAUUAUUGUAUUUAUUUGUCAUAGAUAGUAAAAUUAUUUCAUAAUUCUAAGUUGUAUCUAUUUUUCACUUCAUCUUUUUGGUUGUAUGUGGAGAGUGGAAUAUGAAGAAUAGAAUUAAGAAAUAAUUUCAUAUUAAGAUGGUAUAUAUCAAUCAUUUUUAAUAUCCUUAUUGAAAAUAGACGAAAUGGAAAUUGAGAAUAAAUAGUUAAUAAUUUUGAAUGUUACAUUUAACGCUGGCAUGAUAUUAUACAUAUUAAAGUGUCUAUUAAUGAGUUCUAUUGAGAAAUCUAAACGUCAAUUAUUAUUAGACUCAUUCCGACUCUAUCUAUAAUCUUAGUUGAUAAGUUUCAAAAGCAAGUUGGUUAUAAUUCAUUAUUCAUAAAUUUUUGAAGUUUUGGAGGAAGAUCAAACGCUUUAGUAGGAAUAAAGAAUUAAUAAGGUUUCAAAUUAUUUGAAAUAGAAAUUGAUUAAAUAAGAGUUAUCAAAAGUUAAAUUUCUAUCUGUUAGCACUUUAGAAUUAAUAAGUCAGAAUGGAACUUUUAUUUAAAGUCUACCUUUAAAUGUAUUUAUGAUUUAAAUUAUAAAGAAAUUAAGUACUGAAAUUGAUGGUUUAUAUAUCAUUUUAACUGGAAACACUUAUGUGGAUUUUAUGGGAUUCCAAAUUAAAUUAUAAAGUCAAAAAGUAAUAGAAUUGAGUUUGACUGAAGUUAUCAAUAAUUAAUGGCAAGGGAGAGUGAAAAUAGAGCAAACAGAUUCCAAAGAAGUUUUAUAUUUUUUUAUAUAAAAAUAAAUUCUAAUUGGUAUAUUAUAGUAAUCAAAAGAAAGGGUAUAAUUACUAUAUUAAAUUAGGAAGUUUAUUAGAUGAUUAAAGAUGAUAUAAUAUUUUAUAAUGAUACUACAAAAUUGAAUUUUAGAUGUUACUUUUGUGAGUAAUUUCAUCCUAGUUUUAAUUGUUCAUCUUUUAAUAUUAAGAGAAGAUUCAAUUAUGAUUAAAUUUAUCAGGAAAGAGAUGCUAGAUAUUCAAGAAAAGUAACUAAAAAGUCAAGAUCUGCUAUUUUUUAAUAGGUAAGAUCAUGAAAUAAUAAUUAGAUUACAUAUUAAGGCACUAGUAAUCAUAAUGUAUUUGAAUAGAGUUCUGAUAGUUUUGAAGCUUUUUCAGAUAACUCUAGUGAACAUAUUAGUAGUGCAAAUAUUGGAGUGGAUUAAAUUACUAAGCUUCCAUCUACAAAAUAUAUAUAUAAGGAGAUUUUAUAGGCUGAUAUCAUAUCGGAUAAAUUGACUGAACCUAUAAUUAGCAGUACAUUUUUAAGAAAUCUAACCACUAGUCCAGAUAAUAUUAUAAAACGUUCUAUAAUUAAUAAUACUCCAUAAUAAUAAGCAUGUUUUUAGGAUCUAGAUUCAUUAUUUGAGAUUGAUAAAAUGGUAGAGUUCCAAGAUUAUAAAACAAAAUUCAAUAUUACAAAUAUCAUAUAAAUUCUCAAUAAGAAAAGAAAUUGA
This is a messenger RNA of Paramecium primaurelia, 2156 nucleotides long. The record is from the annotation of a GenBank genome assembly. NCBI's taxonomy places the organism in Eukaryota, Ciliophora, Oligohymenophorea, Peniculida, Parameciidae.